Aspergillus novofumigatus IBT 16806 is the source of this 1647-nucleotide messenger RNA. Its product is annotated as transcription factor domain-containing protein. The transcript is spliced from 5 exons. The record is from RefSeq and is a predicted model, not a curated record. Bases 1 to 1647 code for a protein of 548 amino acids. Lineage: Eukaryota; Fungi; Ascomycota; Eurotiomycetes; Eurotiales; Aspergillaceae.
AUGGCCAAAGUGCUUGCUCGAACUGCAUCGCGAAAGGCUACACAUGCGUCUACAUUCCUAGCAGACGGGGAGGACCACGGUAUGGCAGAAAAUUGGCCAACGCUGUCGGCUCUUCCCCUUGCUGUAGAAUGGUUGAUCCAUUUAGUAGGCAUGAGUGGACCGGGGGCAGGACUGCGCAGUAUCGACACACCAAUGGAGGAGAUUGAAUCCAUCUUUGACUCUGUGUUUGCUCCUAUUCCAGGAGAAGCAGCACAUGAGCUGGAUCCCUCUUUGGCGUCAGACCUAGUCCAACUGUAUGGAAGUGAUGAGGAUAUACUAGAUGCCUACUACGUCUUCAUCCAUCCUUAUCACCCCAUUCUACCUCCACCCGAACGUUUGCCCGUAUCUAACAGCCCCUUGUCUCAGUGGCCAGAAUUUCGGCCAUCAAGUCCGCUCAGUCUGGCUAUCUCUGCCCUCCUGGUCCUCAUUCCACAUCCGAAUGAGUCAGAUCCAUUGAGAGCAGAGUAUGUGAAGCUUCGCAGGGGUUUUGCGCAAUCUUUUGCUCGAGAUGCCCUGAACGCUGUAGAGCUUGAUUCCAGUCUGCUGAACUCAUCGGAUAAUGUUCUCAGUGCGGAUAGAGCACAGAUUCAUCCUAGGGUGCCUUUGCAUUUAGAAGGAAUUCUAGCUCUGAAUCUUCUCAGCGUCUAUGAGUACGCACAGCGAGGGAAUUUAUGCACCAUGACCGACCGAGCAAAUGAGGCGCUGACAUCUGCGAUGAAAUUGUCGUUGCAUGAGUCUCUCGAGGAGGAUGAAUACGCGGAGGCCCGGCGGAGGAGCUGGUGGAUGACGGGAUGGAAGGUUCCUGUCGAGGCGCAACAGACGCUCCUUGAGACAGUCGCAUUCAUGACUGACCUCGAGCAAACGAAGGCUUCCGGUCAAAGUGACUCUGGGAUACGGGAGCGAAUGUUGAGUCUUGAUUCUCAGAUUGGAUCAUUGCUGUUUCUGUGCAGAGACACGCGGUCUGCUCCCAAGAUCGUACCAACUCGAGUGGGAUCUCCAGAGGUCGCGGCCUCCCAGAUCAUGAUCACUAUUGCAGAAAUUCGAUUGCACACACUUUGCGCUUUCCAAGAUAUUCCCAGUUUCCAUCAACGACAAUACGAAUUCGGCCCAUCUCCCACUGUAUCUGAAUCUGAGACCCAGCCCGAGUCUUCUUCUGCUAGUGGAGCAGAAACCACCCAGCCUUCAACUCCUUCAUCAAGCUCACCUCUGCAUUUUCCUUUCUCCUCACACGAAUCCUCAAAAAUCUGCUUCCACGGCGCCCUUAACAUCGUCACCUUGCUGAACAACCUUCCUUUUCCUAACCCGACCAACGAGAUCCCGCUCAACAGCCCUCCCUAUCUCUCCCAGACAACCCGCGUCGAGAUUCCACGAAGCAUACUCACGUUUGCCUGCUGUGGAAUGCAAUCCGGCUAUGUGAUGCUGAUGCUUUGUCUCAAGGCACGUGCUCUGCGCGAUCGCCGCAUGGAGGCGUCCAAUUUCGCAAACACCCCCUCUCUGACUGCCCUUUUGAACGAGCUGCAUCAAAGCUUACGGCUGCUUGUCAAGUGUUUGAAUAACUGUGCGAUCGCAUUCGAGGCGCUUUCUGGAAUGAGAGGUACUCCCAUCUAA